This is a messenger RNA of Cyprinus carpio (common carp), 3443 nucleotides long. RefSeq names its product splA/ryanodine receptor domain and SOCS box containing 3b. NCBI's taxonomy places the organism in Eukaryota, Metazoa, Chordata, Actinopteri, Cypriniformes, Cyprinidae. Gene Ontology annotation, molecular function: protein binding. The record is from RefSeq and is a predicted model, not a curated record. Gene Ontology annotation, biological process: proteasome-mediated ubiquitin-dependent protein catabolic process. Gene Ontology annotation, cellular component: SCF ubiquitin ligase complex.
GAAGAACCUUUAGUAUUUCUUAUUAAUUUUACAUGAUAUGGUUGUUUUAAUUUCCCCUUUUCGGGUUGAUCUUCAGUGUUACGUCAGACUUCUGGACCACACUCAUCUAUCCUGUAUUCAAAACUCGCCAAAAUAAAACACGAGAUGAGAUGCUGUGCACCAUCAUGUGGUGAAUGGUGGAACAACACAAGUGAAAAGUGUGGGUCGAUCAGCACAUUUCCACCUCCACCUUUAGAGAAAAUGUUACUGCACUCAUAAAAACACAGUGCAGAAUAGAAGUGUAGACCAGAAUAUAAUAGAAUAGACUACAAUAUAAUAGAAUCAAAUAUAUUAGAGAAUAGAGCACAAUAGAAUAAAGUGGAGCAGCAUAGAUGAAAUAGAGCAGAACAUACUGUAAUAGAGCAUAACACAAUAAAAUAGAAUUAAUCAGAAUAAAAUAAAGUAGAAUAUAAUCAAGUAAAACAGAAUAUAAAAGAACAGAGUAGAAUAUAAUAGAAAAAAGACGAAUAUAUGGAUCAAUAGAUCAUAAUUUCAUAGAGCACAGUGUAAUAGAAUAAAGCAUAAUAUAAAAGAACACAAUAGAAAUGAGCAGUGUAAUAGAAUAGAUCUGCAAAGAAUUGAAGAGAGCAGAAUAUAAUAUAACAGUGCAAUAGAAUAGAAUAAAAGCAGAAGAGUAGAGCAGAAUAGAAUCAAGUAAAACAAGUAUAAUAGAAUACAGCAGAAUAAAAUAAUAGAGCACAAUAUAACAGAAUUGAGCAGAAUAUUAAAAAGCACAAUAGAGUAGAAUACAGCAGAAUAAAAUAAUAGAGCACAAUAUAACAGAAUUGAGCAGAAUAUUAAAAAGCACAAUAGAGUAGAUCUGCAUAGAAUUUAAUAGAGAAUAAUAUAACAGAAGAAAUGUGGCACAAUAGAGUAGAUCUGCAUAGAAUUGAAUAGAGCACAAUACAACGGAAUGGAGAAGAACGAAAGCAAAUAAAAAUCAAUAUAAUUGAACAGAACAGAAAAGAAUCAAAUGGAAUAGAGCAAAUCAUAAUAGAAUAGAACACAAUGGUAUUUCACCUUCUAUAUUACAUUCAUUUCAGAAUGGCUGUAUUAUUGCAUUUAUGUUUAUUUAGAUUCCGUUGCAUCUAUGAUAACGUAAAUGGACAGUUGUGAAGAGAUUCAGUUGUGUUCAGUCUGUAGGUCAGAUAAUUUGUCGUUUAAGUUGAAGUUGACGGAAAGCAAGCGCGAGCUGAUCCUUAAAGCGGCCUUUAAUGAGGAUGAUAGACAGAUCGACCUGCUCCGUCUGCUACAUUACGAGCACUGCUGUGGAGAAGGCGUCAUAUAAUGAAUAUUAACUAGGUAACAAGACGUUUGCGCAAUAUGGCUAACCGAUUGGCUGAAAGGAAACGAGGGAAGUGGGCGCUAGCCAAUGAAACUUCAGUUCAUGAAUAUUAAUUAGGUACAUUCACUAGACGCUCGCAAAGCCUCUGGACGCUCCAGGAAGGUUACCAAGCAACGACGCUAUGACCUAAUUAAUAUUCAUGAGCUACGCCUUUUCCGUAGUAUGACUGGCCGCCGGUGUUGUGUUGUGUGUGGAUGUAGGUCACCAAACUAACACGCACCAGCUAUAUCACUUACAGCAGCUCCUGAUGGAAACACGUGUUUAAAGCACAGCGAAUAAACUCUACGAAAGCGUGAUAAGGAAUGUCUUGGAAUAAGUAUGUUGUUAGUGAGAAUGUCCCGGAGACUGAAGCCACGCCCCUCACGCCCCUCGGUCCAGAAGAGGGAUCUGUGGGAUCACAGUCGGAGGGCAGCUCUCCAGGGUACGAGCCGGUGACGGUGUGUGUGCCAGCGGAACUGCCGCCGGUGGUGCCAGUGACGGGCGAGUCCUUCUGCCAGUGUCCAGCUCAAACAGAGCUCAGCUCAGACGCCCAGAUCAGCCCCUACACCCUCAGCUGCACCUGCGGAGAGGAAGAACAGGGGUGUGAUUGGGUUUGGGACGAGGAGAGCAAAUCAUCCUCGGUGACUCUGAGCUGCUCUGAACGCAAGGUGAGCUUCCACUCGGAGUACAGCUGUGGAACCGCCGCCAUCAGAGGAGCCAAGCCUCUCAGAGACGGACAGCACUUCUGGGAAAUCAAGAUGACAUCUCCCGUCUACGGCACAGAUAUGAUGGUUGGUGUCGGGACAUCAGAAGUGAACCUGGAUCAGUUCAAACAUAGUUUCUGCAGUCUGUUGGGCACGGAUGGGGACAGCUGGGGUCUGUCCUACACAGGUCACCUACACCAUAAGGGGUCAAAGGUGAACUUUUCAUCACGGUUCGGUCAAGGGUCCAUAAUCGGGGUCCAUCUGGACAGCUGGCACGGCACCCUGAGCUUCUUUAAGAACCGCCGCUGCAUCGGCUUAGCAGCUACUCACUUGCAGAAUAAGCGUCUGUAUCCGAUGGUGUGUUCGACUGCGGCCAAGAGCAGCAUGAAGCUGAUCCGUUCACAUUCUGCGCCCACAACAUUACAGUACCUGUGCUGCACACAGCUGCGCAAAAUGCUGCCCAACUGCGCAGACGCUCUGCGGGUGCUGCCGCUGCCGCCGGGUCUGCGUCUGCUGCUGUCUCAGCAGCUGGGAUGGGUGCUGACCCUCGGCUGCGCAGACGCCUGCGCACACAACAGGGAAGACAAGGCCACACAAACAGAAGAUGGAGAUGUUGACGAAUACACAAGCCCGUUUCCUUCCCACAAUCCCUCUGACAACGAACGCGUCUUUAUUUUUAGCUCCUUCUCUGAUAACCCUGGUUCUUACCACGGUAAAGAUGAACCUCUUGAUUCUACUUCCUGUCCAGAUGAUGCGCAUUAUCAAGAUGGCGUCUCUAUAAUGGAUCUUACCUGUUACCUCGAUCCCUCCUCACCUUCUGACCUCUACUGUGGCUCCGCCCCCAGCCCUGAUCACAAUUCCAUUCCUGACCCUAAAUUUCAGCACAGAUCUGCUUCCUGUUCUUGCUGUGGCCCGCCGGUAUCUGUUUCCAGUGACGACUGUAAGGGAAGUGAAGCCAGUUCUGUGUGUAAACCGGAACACACCGGUUCUUGCAUUCUAUGCUCCUCCUACACUCCACCAGGCCACGCCUCCUUCUGGCCUGACUCCGCCUCUGAGAGUGGCUCGGACGGCUUCUCUGCAGAGCUAGAGAUGUACCAGAGGAAACGCUGCCGCUGGACGUGAAACACACAGUGUUUACAUGUAAAACACAGGUCAAAGGUCACAUUUAAUGGCAGAGUUACACUCACGUUGUUUCAAACUCAUUUAAGUAAGAAACUGUGAUUUUGUGCGAUUAUACAAUCGCAAAGACUGCUAUUUAAUUAACCUGUUAACUGUCACCGUCCCGUAAACGGGACGCCUAAAUUUACUUCACUAUAUUACAAUUAAAUCCUAAUCUAAUCAUGACAAACUAUGUAUCGUUGGAAAGGUCUAAGAAU